Messenger RNA from Dipodomys ordii (Ord's kangaroo rat), 1578 nucleotides. RefSeq names its product FGFR1 oncogene partner (gene Cep43). The coding region runs from base 50 to 1216 and encodes 388 amino acids. NCBI's taxonomy places the organism in Eukaryota, Metazoa, Chordata, Mammalia, Rodentia, Heteromyidae. The record is from RefSeq and is a predicted model, not a curated record. The transcript has 13 exons. Gene Ontology annotation, molecular function: protein binding. Gene Ontology annotation, cellular component: centrosome. Gene Ontology annotation, biological process: microtubule anchoring.
CGGCCGUUGGCCGUUCCCGCGGCUUGGCUGGUUGUCUUGGAGAAGCAAGAUGGCGGCGACGGCGACGGCGGCGGCGGUGGUGGCGGAGGAGGACACGGAGCUGCGGGACCUGCUGGUGCAGACCCUGGAGAACAGCGGCGUUUUGAAUCGCAUCAAGGCUGAACUCCGAGCAGCUGUGUUUCUAGCGCUAGAGGAGCAGGAGAAAGUGGAGAACAAGACUCCUUUAGUCAAUGAGAGCCUGAAAAAGUUUUUAAAUACGAAAGAUGGACGCUUAGUGGCUAGUCUUGUUGCAGAAUUUCUUCAGUUUUUUAACCUUGACUUUACCUUGGCUGUUUUUCACCCUGAAACCAGCACAUUUCAAGGUUUUGAAGGUCGAGAGAAUCUAGCCCGAGAUUUAGGUAUCAUCGAAGCAGAAGGAACUGUGGGUGGACCCUUGCUAUUAGAAGUGAUUAGACGCUGUCAGCAGAAAGAGAAAGGGAUUGCUGGUGGGGAGGGUGCACUGGAACUAUCUGAUGUACAUUCUCCAUCAAAGUCACCAGAAGGAAAAACAAACUCAAACACAAUCCCAAGUAAGAUACCAAGGUAUAAAGGACAAGGUAAGAAGAAGACAAGCGGGCAGAAGUCUGGUGACAAGAAGGCCAGCCUGGAGGUCAGUCAGAGUGAUACAAGUAUCUCCUCAUCAGAACAAAAGAGCAAAAGCAGUCUGCACUCAUUAGCCCAUGAAACAAAAAUCGGGUCUUUCUUCAGCAACACCUCUUUAGAUGUCAAAGACAAAGCUAGCGUUGAUGCAGAUGAGGAUGAUAUGGAAGGAGACUCAUUCUUUGAUGAUCCCAUCCCUAAACCCGAAAAAACUUACGGUUGCUCGGAGCUGCCUGUUGGCUGCCACGCUCGCCCUGGGGCUACGGCAAUGCCCCUGCUCCCCAGGUCGUUACUUCAGGGUAAAAGAGGAGGUGCAGUUUUGAAAGAUUUAAAAUUAAUCAGUGAUAAAAUUGGAUCACUUGGGCUAGGUACUGGAGAAGAUGACUAUGUUGAUGACUUUAAUAGUGCCAGCCACCGCUCAGAAAAAAGUGAACUAAGUAUUGGUGAGGAGAUUGAGGAAGACCUUUCUGUGGGAGUGGACGACAUCAGUACCAGCGAUAAACUUGAUAAUCUCACACAAGACCUGACAGUCUCUCAGCUCAGUGAUGUCGCAGACUUUCUGGAAGAUGUGGCGUAGCCCGAAGAAGGACGUGUUCUCACCAACACAGACAAGGGACUCAUCCGCUCCAUUUGUUUUGUGUGUUUCAGACAAUCACUUUUAGCUGGAAUGUCUGCUCCCUCUUGGUGCCUUGCAUUUCAAAAAAGACUUGCAGAUAUUUUUAAAAUUAACUUUUCAUUUUAUGAAACAAAAUACUUCCCUACAUGAGCCCAUGUGUGUAAGAUUUAAAUUAUUCUUAUUUUGAUAUUAGCUGUACAUUUCUCUGAGGAAAUUGAUAGUCUACACUCAAAGUUCAUUACAGGGAGGAACUUCUGUGCUGAGUAGUGCAUAGAGACGGGUCACUGAAGCUGUAGUCUCUUCUGGCUGCAAGCAUGGCUGCU